Trichoderma asperellum CBS 433.97 is the source of this 3237-nucleotide messenger RNA. NCBI's taxonomy places the organism in Eukaryota, Fungi, Ascomycota, Sordariomycetes, Hypocreales, Hypocreaceae. The record is from RefSeq and is a predicted model, not a curated record.
GCCCUAGGCCAAAUCGCAGCAAUUGGCUCGCUGUACGACGCACGCAAAGACCAAAUCCUCUCUCAAUCGGUAUUUUUUGAGCCACUAUCUAAAGAUGCCGUCUGCAGAGAUAGAGUGUUGUCCAAACAGUGUGAGAUCAGGAGGUCUGGCUCACUAAUGGAAACAUUUGAGCAACUGGGUCUCUCUCCUGAACUGGGCCUUAGUUAUCUCACUGGAACCGGCCCAUACACAGCCAAAGGUAGCGCGGGCCACCUUGCUCAAAAAAGAACAAGUGAUGCUGCGCAAGAAGUUUCUGUCGUUUGUAAUGAGGUUACUAUACACGACACACUUGGCUUCGGCACUGAAGAACUGCAAGAAAUCGUGGACGAAGAAGUUCUACAAACAGAAGAGGCCACUCAUGUCGUCACGGGAAUCUGGUGGGGCACCAGAACUGCCAUAACGUCUAUCGCCUCUCCGGUUUGUUCCAUCCCUGAUGCCAAAGCGAAAGAAGCGCAGUUGGACUCGCAGGAACGUGUCGUCGAAUAUUUAGGCCAGCUUCUAACUGGAAAGGUCACUACGGCGUAUACUGCUUUCAAAGAAAUCUCCAAAAGCUUGACUUUUAGGGUGAACGCCGAUAUUGAUCCAAGUAAACAGUCUGCUCGAAUAUCAGAUUUUGAUAGCGUCUGUGACUUUAUUGGAGAUAUUCCUGGUACUUUGAAAAGGGCUAGGGCAGGAAGUGGUGUCCGGAUAAUGUACGAUUUGGUUCCAAUCAAAGACUUUACCCAGAUGAUGAAUCGAGAGCUUGAAAGAGAGGUUCAGAUUGUUCAACCAACUGACCACGAGUAUCAAAAGCGGGUAUUAUUCCUCUUUGAGAAGCUCUAUGCGACAAGGGCCAAUCUCAAUAGCUAUUUAAACGCCUUAUCACAGCAUGAGCUGUCGGUUCCAAAACAGCAUAUAGAGACUGCAAAUACGAAUAGCUUCCGACUGAAUGACCUCGAAGACAGACUAAAGAGCGAGCUUUGUCAAGAUCUUCCUCGCGCGCGAGAUCCUAGCUUCAAAGGAAGGCUGAAGCUCAUUAAUCCGGAGUGGGAAGCUGAUAUCCGAGAAUUCGAGUCUUUGACUUCACAAUAUGUAGCCAAAAUGACUUUUGAAAGCCAGAUUACGGCACUAGGAAUCAAGUACAUGUAUCCUAAGGAUACUGAGACAGCUUACUCUGAGCAUGAGAGUGACAUCUACACCCUCUACUACAGCGAUGCUGCUAUGGUUGCUCCAAGCUGGAAAGAGCAUUACACUAAGUUCAUGGAGCUCGCUCGCGCUAAAAACUCUGGGCAUUUGGUCUAUGUUGUCGACUGCGAUUUCGAAGCUGGUCAAGAGCUGAGAGUCCCACGCAUAGAGCUCCGAGAGAAUGGUCAAAUCAUGACCAAAGAUUUUGUGAAAGAACAACAAAGCUUCGCCGGGAAGUGUUUCGUCCGUGCUGCCACUCCAAGAGAUAUGGAAAAGCUGCCUGCUAAAUUGCUCGACUCAAUACGGAGAAGUGUCAAAAUUCGCUGUCCUUGUGCAGCCGCAACAACAGGCGAUUGUUUCUGUCGAAUUUGCAAGAGAGCCAUUUUCUAUUUGAAAGAUGAUGAUUAUCUCUAUUGCAAUUGUGGUAGAUAUAAGCCCGCUAAUGCAGCUUUUAAGUGUUUGGAUCCGGCUCAUGGGAUCAGUUACCUCAAAUAUGAAGAUUCUGAAAUGCUUCUAGAGGCUUAUGACUAUCAAGAAUUUGAGCAGCAUAACAUCUUAAUAUUGGGAGAGACGGGAGUCGGAAAGUCCACAUUUAUUAACGGAUUCAUGAAUUACAUGCUGUUCGAGACUCUAGACGAAGCAUUAGAGGCUCCUGACUUGCACUGGGCCAUUCCCUCUUCUUUCAAAUACACUGAAAUGAACAAUAAGAAACUGAAUACUUUUACUGUCACAGUUGGUGAAGAGACUAAAGCUCAGAAAUAUUCAUUAGAUGGAGAGUCAGCUACCCGAAGCUGCGUGAUCUACGUUCUUCACAUGAAUGGCUUGACUCUCCGUCUAAUCGACACUCCUGGUAUUGGGGAUACUCGGGGCCUCCAGCAGGACAAAGAAAAUGUUAAAGGCAUUCUACAAACGCUUAAAUCAGUUGAAAAAAUUAGCACAGUCCUGUUCCUCAUUAAGCCCAACCUCUCUCGCCUUGGACAAGUAUUUAACUUCUGCAUGACAGAAUUGCUUUCUCAUCUCCACAAAGAGACGAAUCAAAAUAUUGUAUUUGGAUUUACAAAUUCUCGAAGCACAAAUUAUUCCCUGGGAGAUACUGGAAUUCCUCUUCAAAAAUUGUUAACAGAUAAAAAGACCGAUAUCACUGUUGGUUACGACAACACUUUCUUCUUUGAUUCGGAAGGCUUUCGAUACUUGGCAGCAUACAAGACUAUAAACAAAGAAAUGAAGGAAAGAAUUAAUUUUGAAAAGAGUUUCCGGAAUUCUGCUGAGGAGGCCCGGCGCCUCGUUAAUAAGACAAUACGAAUGGUAGCUCACGAAGUCCGUAAAACAUUGAGCUUGAGUGAUACACGGCUAUAUAUUGAGGGGCUUAAAACACCAAUGAUCUUGAUCAACAAAAUCGCCGAUGAAGACCAAGAAGAAAUUGAAAAGCACAAAAGCCAUAUUACAGAGUUUGGAAUGUCAAAUAGCGCGCUCGAAGACAAGCUAAAGAUGACAAUCCGAAAACCUGUCAAGAAGAUGCUUCCAAGCCCGCGCACCGUCUGUACAGACGAUGAAUGCAGAACUGUAAACAGGGACGCGGCUGGCAAAGAACACGUCGUGUACAGGCAGAUAUGCCACGAUCAUUGUUAUAUCAAGACGACCAAUGAGCUAAUUGGGGCCCCGGAAAUCUCUACCUGCGAGGCCUUUGACUACUCUUCCAAACCAUGCAGAGAAUGCGGUCACGAAUGGGACAAGCACCAACACAUCUCGUACAACCUCACAGUUGAAGAAGUAAAGGUUGACGACCCAAACAUCUUGGAAAUUUAUAAUAGUAACAAAUCAAAGCUUGAAAAGGCCGAAGCGGCUAUCGAAUCUCUGUCACGAAAAAAGGAAUUAUUAGGAGAGCGCAAAGAGUUUAUCAACCACUCGCUGGCCAGCUUUGGAGCUUAUCUUGGCAGCACCGCCAUGGUUAAGUACAAUGAUGCGACAAUCACUUACCUCGACUAUCUCAUCGACAACGCCAAGAAGGAGGGCAGCGUUGAUAGCCAGCGACAA